Cylicostephanus goldi is the source of this 174-nucleotide messenger RNA. NCBI's taxonomy places the organism in Eukaryota, Metazoa, Nematoda, Chromadorea, Rhabditida, Strongylidae. The record is from the annotation of a GenBank genome assembly.
AUGGGAAAUAAUGACAUUUACAAACUUAAGGAAGGAACUGCUGACUGGAACCGACUAGACGACAAACUGGCGAGUGUCUUCGGCGCUGAAAGGGAAUUUGCAACAGUGGAUCGUAGUGGAAUUAGUGGUUUUACAAUUGCCGAGGAAGCUAGGAAGCAGAAGGCAGGCGCAUUC